Arabidopsis lyrata subsp. lyrata is the source of this 1863-nucleotide messenger RNA. Its product is annotated as chloroplast envelope membrane protein. NCBI's taxonomy places the organism in Eukaryota, Viridiplantae, Streptophyta, Magnoliopsida, Brassicales, Brassicaceae. Gene Ontology annotation, cellular component: membrane. The transcript is spliced from 7 exons. The record is from RefSeq and is a predicted model, not a curated record. Bases 244 to 1563 code for a protein of 439 amino acids.
AAGAGUGGCUUUAUCUAUCAUCUGGUCCAUCAUCAUCCACAAUUGGGGUCUGCUUCUGGUUCUCUCUCUCGGUAACUUUCUGGGCAGAAGAACCCUAAUUCUUAUCUUCACCGAAUUUCGUGUUUAAGGGCUUUGUGAAGUUGUAUAAUUUACAAAGAAAGAUAUGCUGGUUUGUCUGGGUUACGUUGAAGAAUCUGUUUUGUUGCUUUGAGAUUAAAGUCCAAACAAUGUUGGGUUUGAUUCAUGUCCUUGAUGAGCUCGUCAAUGGUCUUAUGCCACUGCUUAUCAUUCAGUAGUCAAAACCCAGUUCCUGAAUCAUCUUCGUCUUUUCUUCGUUACAAGCCUUGUGACUCGAUUUCGUUGUGGGGUAAGAGAAGGAAGAGGCUUUGGAGAUUUGUUCCCAGUGCGGAGAAUAAUAACAGUCACACGGGUAAUAAUAAGAGGAGAAGAAGCUGGUGGCAGAGGUUUUUCUUUGAUGAUGAUGGGAAUUGGCUUGGUUUGAGGGACGAGGACAUUGUUGAUGAGACUUCUGAGCUUGCAAAGGAUGAUGAGAUGUCUGAUGAAGAGAAAUUCGAGACUUGGAAGAGACGAGCUGAGGCGAUUGUGGAGCUACGGGAAGGUCAGGAGGAGAUUGGGGAUAGUGGUGUUGUUGAUGAUGUGACCAAGAAAUGGGAGGAUUGGAUUGUGGAUUCAGAUGAUAGUUUAGUUGAGUCUUGGAGCCGAGACUCUGCUGGUAGUGAAGGAAGUGACGACAAAUUAGAGCUCGAUGAAUUGACAAUUCCAGACGGAGGGUUGGUUAAAAUGGUGAGGGAUAUGGUUUUAGGAGCAGAAGAGGAAGAUAUUCUAUACGAAGACCGUGUUUUCCGUUAUGCUUCUUCAAAAUCGGCAAAGUUUUUGGCGGUAUUAAUCCUCAUUCCAUGGGCAUUAGACUUUUUGUCCCAUGAUUAUGUACUUAUGCCCUUCUUAGACAGAUAUGUGAAGACUGUACCACUUGCUGCCCAGGCGCUUGAUGUGAGACGUAAUCAGAAGCUAGAAAUGGUAAAGGAACUUAAUAGAGAAAAAGCUAGGUACCGUCUCGAAGUUGAGAUUGGCAAAUCUCCUCCUCUUUCUGACGAUGAGUUAUGGUGGGAGAUGCGGGGUAAAGCUUUGGAGCUGCGAGAUGAGUGGAGAUUAGAGAACCGGAAAGCAUUUGCCAACAUAUGGUCUGAUAUGGUGUUUGGGAUCUCCUUGUUUGUUCUUCUGUACGCCAAUCAGGGUAGAGUAGCCUUGUUGAAAUUUACGGGGUAUAAAAUCAUAAACAACAUUUCAGACACGGGAAAGGCAUUUCUCAUCAUCCUAAUCACCGACAUUUUCUUGGGGUACCAUUCUGAAUCUGGAUGGGAGACAUUGUUAGAGAUAAUUAUGGAACAUUAUGGUCUCGAAGUUGAGCAGUCUACUAUUACCAUUUUUAUCUGCCUAGUUCCCGUUAUUAUGGACGCUUGUGUUAAGCUCUGGCUGUUUAAGUUCCUUCCAAGACUGUCUCCGAGAGUUUCCAACAUAUUCCAGGAGAUGAAACGUCACUGAGUAGUACUCACCAUUAAAACCCUCCACUCGAGUUCUGUGUCUCUAUCACACAAACCAUUCUUCAGCUUUUAUUUACGUUCAUAUAGACAUAAGAGAAACAUAGGCUAUUUUUUUGUCACUCAUCUUGAUCUUAAUUUUUUUUGUUGAAUUUUUGGUGAACGAAUUGAGAGACUAAGCUGCUGGCUCUCUCACCAGUAUACUUUGUCAUGUACACAAUAAACAAACCUACAAAAGAAGCCCUUUGGGCUUUGGGCCUACGUUUACUUUUGAAAUAGUAAUCUUCACAUGGUAAGUUACAUA